AUGGCAGAAGGUUUACUGGAUGACUCUGGCAGUGGGGAAACCAUGGAGAAGGUCGGUGACAUGUGUUUCCGCAAUCUGUUAAUGAGAUCAUUUUUUCAACAAUCCGGUCGUGAUAAAUCUCUUUACUUGAUGCAUGACUCAAUGCAUGAGUUAUCGCAAUUUGUAUCUGGAGAAUUUUGUCUCAGAAUGGAGGCUGGAAAGCAGCAAAAAAAUCCUGAAAGGGUUCGACAUUCAUCAUACCUUCGUGAAUCAUAUGACGGCUCUGAGAAGUUUGAUUUCCUUCGUGAAGCUUAUAAUUUGCGGACUUUCUUACCAUUAAAUAUGUCUUUUGAAGUUGAAGCUUGCUACUUAACUCAUAAGGUACUAGUUCAUAUGUUGCCAACACUAAAGCGUUUGAGGGUUCUAUCCUUGUCACACUAUCAGAUCACUGACUUGUCUGAUUCAAUUGGAAAUCUAAGGCAUCUACGCUACCUUGAUAUAUCUUACACUGCAAUCAAAAGAAUAUCUGAAUCAGUAAGCACACUUGUGAAUUUGCAAACACUGGUACUGUCACACUGCUAUCAUAUGAAUGAGCUGCCUAAAAACAUGGGGAAUCUGAUCAAUCUGCGUCACCUCGAGAACAGUGGAACUUCUUUGAAAGGGAUGCCAAUGGAAAUGAAAAAAUUAAAAAGCCUCCAAACUUUGUCUGCCUUUGUUGUGGGCAAGCAUUAUGGGUCAAGUAUCAGAGAGUUGAGAGACCUCUUCUGCCUUGGGGGAACACUUUCAAUUUUAAACUUGGAGAAUGUGGUUGAUGCUAUGGAUGCCAGGGAAGCCAAUGUAAAGGAUAAGAAGAACCUUGAUGAGUUAGUGCUGAAAUGGAAAGAUAAUGAUAACAAUAUUGCAGUUGAUUCGCAAAAUGAAGCAAGUGUACUUGAACAUCUCCAGCCUCAUAAAAAGUUGAAAAAGCUUACUAUUGAUUGCUACAGUGGUUCAAACUUUCCAGAUUGGUUAGGGGAACCUUCAUUCACAAAUAUGGUGUUCUUACAUCUCAGCAAAUGUAAAAACUGCCCUUACUUGCCUCCACUUGGGCAACUUCCCAAUCUUAAAAGCCUCUCUGUUGUGCAUUUUGAUGCAGUAAAGAGGGUGGGUGCAGAGUUUUAUGGCAAUGAUUCUUCUUCAGCAAAGCCUUUUGGAUCACUAGAGACUCUAAUGUUAGAGGAGAUGCCAGAAUGGGAGGAAUGGGUUCCUUUACGAAUUCAAGGUGAAGAAUUCCCUUGUCUCCAGAAACUCUGUAUUCGAAAAUGCCCCAAACUGACUAGGGACUUACCCUGUCGCCUGUCUUCUUUAAGACAACUUGAGAUUUCUGAAUGCAGGCAGCUAGUGGUGACACUUCCAACAGUUCCCUCCAUUUGUGAAGUAAAGUUGCAUGAAUGUGAUAACGUGGUGCUUGAAAGUGCCUUUCACUUAACCUCAGUUUCUUCCUUGUCUGCAAGCAAAAUUUUUAACAUGACACACCUACCAGGAGGUCAGAUCGCCACUUCUUCCAUACAAGUCGGAUUGCAACACCUUCAUUCUCUAGUAGAGUUACAUCUUUGCAACUGCCCACGGCUGAAGGAAUUGCCCCCCAUUUUACACAUGCUCACAUCUCUUAAGCGGUUAGAGAUAAGGCAAUGUCCAAGUCUCUAUUCACUUCCAGAGAUGGGGCUGCCAUCCAUGCUUGAAAGGCUAGAAAUCGGUGGAUGCGACAUUCUACAGUCUCUACCUGAGGGAAUGACAUUCAACAAUGCCCAUCUCCAAGAAUUGUAUAUCAGAAAUUGUUCUUCUCUCCGGACCUUUCCUAGAGUUGGUUCAUUGAAAACACUAUCUAUCUCCAAGUGCAGAAAACUAGAGUUCCCUCUUCCUGAGGAGAUGGCUCACAACUCCUAUGCAUCCCUUGAAACCUUCUGGAUGACAAAUAGUUGUGAUUCUCUCAGAUCCUUUCCAUUAGGCUUCUUCACUAAGCUUAAGUAUCUUAAUAUCUGGAAUUGUGAGAAUUUGGAGUCCCUUGCAAUCCCAGAGGGACUUCACCAUGAAGAUCUCACCUCUCUUGAGACCUUACACAUCUGUAAUUGUCCUAAUUUUGUCUCUUUUCCCCAAGGAGGAUUGCCCACCCCCAACCUGAGAUUCUUUCGAGUUUUCAAUUGUGAGAAGCUCAAGUCACUGCCCCACCAGUUGCAUACACAGCUCCCAUCCCUUGAGGUAAUGGUGUUAUACAAAUGUCCAGAAGUAGUUUCAUUUCCAGAAGGAGGGUUACCGCCUAACCUCUCUUUUCUCGAGAUCUCAUAUUGCAACAAACUCAUAGCUUGUCGGACGGAGUGGCGAUUGCAAAGACACCCUUCUCUUGAAACUUUUACCAUCAGGGGAGGAUUUAAAGAAGAGGAUAGAUUGGAGUCAUUUCCUGAAGAGGGACUGCUGCCCUCUACUCUGACAUCUCUCAGAAUAUGCAAUCUUCCAAUGAAGUCAUUGGGCAAGGAGGGGCUUCGGCGCCUUACCUCUCUUAAAAGCCUGGAGAUCUACAGCUGUCCUGACAUCAAGUCCUUCCCUAAAGACGGGCUGCCUAUCUGCCUCUCGUUUCUUACCAUUAACCACUGUCAUCGGUUGAAAAAGGGAUGCCAAAGAGAUAAAGGGAAAGAAUGGCACAAAAUUGCUCAUAUCCCCUGCAUUGAGAUUGAUGAUGAAGUCAUUGUCUUGUGA
Messenger RNA from Vitis riparia (riverbank grape), 2712 nucleotides. RefSeq names its product putative disease resistance protein At3g14460. The record is from RefSeq and is a predicted model, not a curated record. The transcript has a single exon. Gene Ontology annotation, molecular function: protein binding. The coding region runs from base 1 to 2712 and encodes 903 amino acids. NCBI's taxonomy places the organism in Eukaryota, Viridiplantae, Streptophyta, Magnoliopsida, Vitales, Vitaceae.